UACAAUAAAAUUUAAACUCUACUAUAUUGUUGUUUUAAAAAAGAGUAAUAAAAUGAAGGUUUUCUGUUUGAUAUUACUGAUUGCAUAUGUGGAAAUAUCUGUAGCAGCUGGGACGUCUAAGAGUGAAAAAUGUUCAAAAUGUGGGUUGAAUGAAGGUAUUGUUAAUUCGUCUAUAUGUUCUGUUUGUCUUUAUUAUGAAAUAUACGAUCAACCUUCUGAAGUGGAAAUAUCUGCAGCAGCUGGGACGUCUAAAAGUAAGAUGUGUUCAAAAUGUACGAAGAAUGAAGCUUUUGAGGAUUAUUCUAUGUGUGUUAAAUGUUAUAUUGAAGAGCUAAACGGUACUUCACAACCAUCCAAAAAGAUGUGUUCAAAAUGUACGAAGAAUGAAGCUUUUGAGGAUUAUUCUAUGUGUGUUAAAUGUUAUAUUGAAGAGCUAAACGGUACUUCACAACCAUCCAAAAAGAUGUGUUCAAAAUGUACGAUGAAUGAAGCUAUUGAGGAUUUUUCUAUGUGUGUUAAAUGUCGUUAUGAUGAGCUAUACGGUUCUUUCAAACCUUCCAAAAUGGAUAUAUCUGCAGCAGCUGGGACGUCUAAUAAUAUGGACAUACCGGGCACAGCUGGAAAUUCUAACUAUAAUUUUUGUUCACAAUGUAUGUAUCGACCAGCGUUGGACGAUUGCCAUUUGUGUGCUACUUGUAUAGGUCAGAAUUUCGAUGCUGAAAAUUCCAAAAAUUUGACGCAAAGCUGUGAAGAUAUUAAUUUUGUUAUGUGUUUUUUUUCUCUUUUGUUCAUCUGUGGCUACAUUAAUCUAGCUCCUUCUUAACUUCAAUUAUACGUCAAAAUUAGUCGAUAAGCAAUCUGAUAUU
This is a messenger RNA of Daktulosphaira vitifoliae (grape phylloxera), 866 nucleotides long. RefSeq lists its product as uncharacterized. The transcript is spliced from 12 exons. Bases 53 to 823 code for a protein of 256 amino acids. The record is from RefSeq and is a predicted model, not a curated record. Lineage: Eukaryota; Metazoa; Arthropoda; Insecta; Hemiptera; Phylloxeridae.